AUGAACACGGCUUGUAGGAACCUACUUCCCCAGGGUAAAUUUUUACCCUUGCGCAUGGUGGUACGCAAGCACGUUGGGGAUAUCAGCAAGUAUGGACCUGUCCACCCAGCCAGUGGCGCAACCACGUACGAACCAUUGGAGGGCAAAAUAGGAAGUACCUUUUUUUGCCAUGGAAAAAGAAGCUUGUCCGUCUGCACGCAGAACGAAUUAAUCAGACGCUGCGAUGAAAGAUCCGCUGAAAACGGGAGUAGUAACGAAAGGGGGCAUAAAUGUGAUGAAAUUAUGGCCCAUUGUGAUACCCAUGCGGAAAGACACAAAAGCGAACUUAAUGGAAAAAUACUUGGCGACCUUAUUUCGUUAAGGAGGAUGCAAAAUAGAGACUGCGAAAGGUUGAAGCUGAUAUGUCAACAUAUUUUCAGAAACAUUAAUUUUUACAAUUUACACGAAAUAGCGGAUAUUUUAAAAUGCAUCAAUUUUUUUAGCAUAAUUUUAAAAAAGGAGGACCUUCACAAAUUGGUGAAAAGACUUAAAGUGUUAACAUUUAAUAAGAGGGAGGAGGAAAAGGUGAUGUACCAAAUCAUCCCAAACCUGUUAAGGAUAAAAGUCGCCAAGGAAUACCAGGAUAAAAAAUUAUCCUAUACCCUGACAAGUUUCAUAAAUGACUUGCUCCGCUUUUGGUUGAUAUUGCCUCGUUCAGAUAUGUCUAUCCGUACUACCAGUUAUUUAAGCUACGUGUACUUUGUAAAGGAGGUACAGCUAAUUAUUCUCAAUCAGUUCUGCUCAUGGUUGGAUGAAAAAUAUAUCGAUAGUUCUGUGUUCACUUUUUUACAGUCAUUUCAAAGCUCAAUAGGAAGAAAAAGUAGAUACCUAGAUUAUCCCUUCGUAGGAGAAGUCCGUGAAAUUUUAUUAAAAUUAAAUUGCCAAAUAGAGGUCCUAAAUAUGUAUAACUAUAGUGUGCCCAUUUUUGUAAAAGACUUUUAUCUAAUUGUAGAAUGUAUAGGCAAUAAUGAUACUUUUCAGGGGACCCUAACACUUACUCCCUAUUUUUCCGAACGUUAUGAGUUAUUUAAGAGGCUGGGUUUCAAAGUUUUGCAUCUCUAUAAGGAGCUCAUGCCUAGCGCUUCGGAGGAUAAGUUAAAUUUUGUGAAGCAGUCCUUAUAUUCCAUCAUCAAGUAG
Plasmodium coatneyi is the source of this 1176-nucleotide messenger RNA. RefSeq lists its product as uncharacterized. Lineage: Eukaryota; Apicomplexa; Aconoidasida; Haemosporida; Plasmodiidae. The record is from RefSeq and is a predicted model, not a curated record. The transcript is spliced from 2 exons. Bases 1 to 1176 code for a protein of 391 amino acids.